Molecule: messenger RNA, 1755 nt
Organism: Lactuca sativa (garden lettuce)
Lineage: Eukaryota; Viridiplantae; Streptophyta; Magnoliopsida; Asterales; Asteraceae
Biological process (GO): DNA integration
Molecular function (GO): nucleic acid binding
Source: RefSeq, a predicted model, not a curated record
AUGGUUGGUCCUACUGAGUCUCCUGGUAGUAGUGCAAAGGAUGAUCAAGUUAAUUUUGAUGAUCCUCUUUUUGUUCAUCCUUUUGAUAAUUCUGUUUCUACUAUUGUUACAAUAAAAUUAAUUGGUAAUGAGAAUUUUAGACUACGGAAAACUUCUAUGUCUAGAGCACUUAAGGCUAGAAAUAAACUUGGUUUUAUAGAUGGUACUUUUCAGAAAACUAAGGUAGAUGAGUCUAAAAGUUCUAAAUGGGAUAGAGCCAAUGCUGUAGUUUGUUUUUGGCUUCUGUCAUCUAUAUCUGAUUCCAUCUAUCAGAGUCAAGCUUAUUCUGAUGUAGCUGAGGAUAUUUGGAACAGUCUUUUUGAAACCUAUAAUAAGUCAGAUGGAUCUGUUUUUCUUAGUGGUCUAGAUGAUUCCUAUAGUCAAGUCAAGAGUCAUAUUCUUCUCAUGGAACCUUUACCUAAUGUCAAAACUGCUUUUUCUAUAUUGUCUAGAGAAGAUCAAAAGGGUUUUUCUGCUAAUUCUGUGACCAUCACUUCUGUGGGUUCUAAUACUCCUGGCUUAGCUAAUCCUGUUGGAGAUUCUGAGUUCCAUCAGCUUACUAAGGAACAAUACAUCAAGUUUUUGCAAUUAAUAAAUGAUAAACAAAUCUGUGAGGAAGCACCUGCAAGUGACAUGGCAGGUACUUGCUUGUUUCAAGAUUUUAAUUCUUCUUUUGAUUGUCAAAAAUGGAUUGUUGAUUCUGGAGCCAAUCAACAUAUGAUUGCUUCUGAAUCAUUUUUUCAUGACACUGUGGAUGUGUCUAAAUUGAAUCUUCUUGUAAGUCACCCUAAUGGUACUUCUGCUAAGAUUGAAAAGAUUGGCAAUAUGAACAUAUCUAAUUCUUUAACUUUGUUUGAUGUUUUUGCUGUACCAAAUUUUAAUGUGAACUUGUUGUCUGUCCAUAAAGGUUUACAAUCAAAGGAGAUGGUAGGGAAUGGUAAAGAAUCUGGAGGUCUCUAUUAUAUGAAUAGUGUGCCUUCAGUUAAAGGCAAAACUGUUACGUCAGAUAAUGGAACUGAGUUUUUGAAUCAUAAGAUGAAACAAUUGUUUGAGUCUAAAGGAAUUUUACAUCAAACAUCAUGUGUUCAUACUCCACAACAAAAUGGUAUUGUAGAAAGGAAACACAGACACAUUUUAAAUGUUGCAAGGUCUUUAAUUUUUCAAUCUGGUUUACCUUUGAAAUACUGGGGAGAAGCUGUUUUAACAUCUGUUUUUUUAAUCAAUAGAACACCUACAUCAGUUUUAAAUGGUGCUUCUCCUUAUGAAUUGGUCUAUAUAUCUUCUCCUGUAUUUGAUAAACUUAGAGUUUUUGGAUGUUUAUGUUUUGCAACAAAACUGAAUAAUUCAGAUAAAUUUUUUGAAAGAGCUGAUAAAUGUGUUUUUCUUGGUUAUUCUUCUGAUAAAAAGGGAUAUAGAGUACCUAGUCUUGAUACAAAUCUUAUUUUUGUUUCCAGGGAUGUAAAGUUUUAUGAAUCAGUGUUUCCUUUCAAACUGAAGUUUUCAUCUGUGAAUGAUAUAUUGAAUGUUCCUGUGUGCUCUAGUGAUCCUUUUUCCUAUGACGAGUCUUUGUAUUCUAGUUCUUUACUUGAUAAUCCUAGUAAUGAUAACUUUAGAAAUGUCCAUCAGUUGGAUGGUGCUAGUGGAGACCAAUACUUAAUUCCUUUGAUGUCAGCAACCAGUUUGGUGAGACACAUGUGCCUUCAUCUGGUGAGAUGA